AUGGCCGAAUCUGACCUACCUGAAGAUGUUAUAGUCAAUAUCUUGUCUUGGCUGCCCGUCAAAUCCUUGAUCCGAUUUACCUCCGUUUCAAAACGCUUCCGAUCCAUUAUACUUUUCGACCCCAAAUUCGCCAGAUCUCAGUUUAAAGCAGCUUGUCAGCUGAAAACCCUAGGUCGCAGACUCCUCUUCUCCACCGACACCCCUCAACUCGAAUCCCUAGACUUGGAUGCUCCGUGGUUUGGAGACAUUUCCUCCGUCAGAAAGCUCAGUUUCCCUCUCAAGGAACCGGCCUUUGAUGUCAGGCUACUGGGCUCGUGCAAUGGUUUGGUGUUUGUAGCGGUUGUAGUCUGUGAUGAUUUCAAGCUUUACAUCUGGAACCCAUUAAUGGGAUUCUUCAAGGAGUUGCCCCAGCCAGGUUUGUCUACCCUGCCGGUCUAUUACGGUGUUGGCUAUUUGUCUGCCACCGACGACUACAAACUUUUCGCAGGCUCUUAUGGGAAAGAGAUCGAGAUGUUCUCCUUGAGAGCUCAUGUUUGGAAAACAAUCCAAAACCCUGGCUAUAACAGAGGCAAUAUGUUGGCGUGA
Molecule: messenger RNA, 585 nt
Organism: Rosa rugosa (rugosa rose)
Lineage: Eukaryota; Viridiplantae; Streptophyta; Magnoliopsida; Rosales; Rosaceae
Product: F-box protein CPR1-like
Exons: 1
Coding region: 1-585 (194 amino acids)
Molecular function (GO): protein binding
Source: RefSeq, a predicted model, not a curated record